AUGUUUAUGUGCGGUUGUUGUCCUUCUGCCAUCGUGGUCCUCCCUGACACACAGUACUAUUCCAAGUACGAGGACAACAUCGACCUCUUUGCGAGGCAGACCAGGUGGAUCGUGGAGCAAGUGCAGGACCCCGCGAGCCCCUGGAACAUCAAGUUUGCCACUCACAUGGGCGACCUCGUGAACGACGGCUGGAACCACGACCAGUGGCGCCGGGCGGAGAGCGCCAUGGCGACACUUGGCCCACGGGGCGGACCCUUCGUGCUGCCAUUCAGCGUGCUGCCAGGCAACCACGACUUCCACAAUAUCGGAAAGAGACCGGGUCCGCCAACUACCUGA
Molecule: messenger RNA, 336 nt
Organism: Prorocentrum cordatum
Lineage: Eukaryota; Dinophyceae; Prorocentrales; Prorocentraceae
Source: the annotation of a GenBank genome assembly